AUGGCUGAAAACAAAGGAAGGAAUCCGGUGCCCCGAGAAAGCGCCCCUCGAUGGAGACGUUUCUUUGGCGGAAGAUCCAAUGACGAUGACGACAAUGAGGAAGAAACCUACCGAGCAAGGUCGACUUUGGGAAUUCUAAGUGAUAAACAGACGGACGAAGUACCUGGAACGAUUCUUCUGCUGUCUUCUAAUCGCAAUGAGCCUCUGGGAAUGAGGCAUCAGCCCCGACGAACAUCAACCUCAUCAAUUCACUCCUCCGCUCCCCCUUCCCGAUCUUCCUCUCGGUCUGUCGCUCCCCAGAAGAAACGAACGGCAGAUGGACAGAUAGUCCUUGAACCACAGCCGGACGACUCGGUGAACGACCCGCUCAAUUGGCCUGUGUGGCAGCGAGACGCGGCACUGUUCUCCUUGGGCUUUUAUUGUUUGAUGGGAGGAGGUAUGACCACGAUCCUGGCGGCUGGUUUCGACGACGUGGCCAAAUCCUACGAUGUGACCAAGCAGAAGGUGGCAUACACUACCGGUCUGUAUAUGAUGGGUCUUGGCAUUGGAUCCGUCAUCAUGUCCCCAACGGCCAUUCUGUUCGGCAAGCGGCCCGUCUAUCUGUUGGGCGCCGUUCUUUUCAUUGUGUCUGGCGUCUGGUGUGCCCUUUCACCCAAUUAUCCAAGCCUGGUCGUGGCUCGUAUCUUCCAAGGAAUCGCCGUCAGUCCGGUGGAGUGUCUUCCUUCUGCCACGAUUGCAGAGAUCUAUUUCCUGCACGAGCGUGCAUACCGGGUUGGUGUCUAUACCCUUUUGCUCCUCGGUGGAAAGAACUUGGUUCCAUUAGCUAGCGCCGCCGUGAUUGGCAGUUUAGGCUGGCGCUGGGUAUUCUGGAUUGUUUCGAUGAUUGUCGGUGCAUGUUUCUUCCUGUUGUUUUUCUUUGUCCCAGAAACUUUCUGGGAUCGCACCCCUCGGCCACGCAAGCACCACAAGCGCCCUCACAUGGGUAGAACCGUGUCUGGCCUUGUCUCACAUGGUUUCCGUGGUCGUCGCCCACAUCUUGAGCUUCCCAAUGAGUCUACCGAGGCCAAGGUGGAACCUGCGGCUGAUGUGCCACCAACUCCAAGAAAGGAGAAGCAUGCUCAUUUCACCUUUACGGACGAAGCAGGUAACGAGAAGGAGGCCCAUCAACCGAUGGAAGACCCUACAAUCCCCGGAAAUGUUUUAGGUCCCGUCGUCGAUGACAAUAUUGUUACCGAACCAUCUACCCGAGCCGCCGAGCGGAGCGAUGGUUUUCUUCAGCCACCUGCCUCAGCGUUCGUGGCACCCCAAAGCCCAGGGGAGAUCGAAGCUGCAUGGCGAGCGGCCCCGUCACCUUCACGUAGCGAAUCUCACUCACCGGGGAUGCAACUGCCGGCCACCCAGCAGUAUACCAACAGGCUUCGCGAUCGCCCUAAGAUUCCCUAUUCCCAAUUGCUGAACGUGUGGAAUGGCCGUAUUGCCCAGGAUAAGUGGGUCAAGGUUGCUAUGCGACCUUUCAUCCUAUUCGCUUAUCCCGCCGUGCUCUGGUCAUCCGUCGUGUAUGCUUUGUCAGUCGGCUGGUUGAUUGUGCUUUCCGAGUCCGUUGCAGUGAUCUACGAAAGCUCCGACCACUACGGUUUCACCGCACUUCAGACUGGUUUGAUCUAUAUCUCGCCGUUUAUUGGUGGCCUGCUCGGCACGGCCGUGGCAGGCAAGGUGUCGGAUAUCGUCGUGCGAUUCAUGACACGCCGUAAUGGCGGUAUCUACGAGCCCGAGUUCCGUUUGAUCAUGGCAAUUCCUAUCGCGCUCUCUACGACUAUCGGAUUGAUGGGCUUUGGCUGGAGUGCACAGCUAAUGGAUGCAUGGAUCGUGCCUACGAUCUUCUUUGGACUCAUUUCGUUUGGUUGCUGUCUAGGCAGUACUACCGCCAUCACAUUCUGUGUCGACAGCUAUCGCCAGUAUGCUGGAGAGGCUCUCGUUACUCUGAAUUUCAGUAAGAAUGUCCUCCACGGCCUUAUCUUCUCCCUCUUCAUCGUCAGUUGGCUCCAGUCCGAUGGUUCACGGACUGUGUACCUGGCCAUUGGUGGUAUCCAGCUAUUCUGUCUCUUGAUGACAAUCCCGAUGUACAUCUACGGCAAGCGGGCACGCAUGUGGACUGUGCGCAAGAGGCUGAUGGAACGUUUUUGA
Molecule: messenger RNA, 2184 nt
Organism: Penicillium cataractarum
Lineage: Eukaryota; Fungi; Ascomycota; Eurotiomycetes; Eurotiales; Aspergillaceae
Product: putative MFS transporter
Exons: 3
Coding region: 1-2184 (727 amino acids)
Biological process (GO): transmembrane transport
Molecular function (GO): transmembrane transporter activity
Source: RefSeq, a predicted model, not a curated record